Kwoniella mangroviensis CBS 8507 is the source of this 2640-nucleotide messenger RNA. RefSeq lists its product as uncharacterized. The coding region runs from base 1 to 2640 and encodes 879 amino acids. NCBI's taxonomy places the organism in Eukaryota, Fungi, Basidiomycota, Tremellomycetes, Tremellales, Cryptococcaceae. Gene Ontology annotation, molecular function: RNA ligase (ATP) activity; ATP binding. The record is from RefSeq and is a predicted model, not a curated record. Gene Ontology annotation, biological process: tRNA splicing, via endonucleolytic cleavage and ligation. Gene Ontology annotation, cellular component: nucleus. The transcript is spliced from 6 exons.
AUGUCAGCAGACAAGCAUCCCGAAUCCAUCCCAGCUCUCAUGAGCUCCCUCCGACAUCUGCGGGAUACCAAUCCCAAAGCCGUCCGGGCAAAUGUCCAUAUAUACCCUGCGACGCUUUACGCCAAUAAUGGAGAAUCAAGCUCGACGGGCUCGAUGAGAGAUAGGAAGAUCAUAAGCUGGAAGAUGACCGAGCAUAUGUAUUUCAAUUCUCAAAAUCCCUUUCCAACGUUGGCCAGAGGUUUGUUCACCGAAGAGAUUCAGGAAAAUGACCCACUACCUGAUGAGGUCAGUAGUGCAGGUGAGGGAUGUACGAGACCUGAAGAUAGGAUAGUAGCGAGAGGGUAUGAUAAAUUUUUCAACAUUGAUGAAGUAGAAUGGACCAAUUGGUCAGCUAUGAAAUUACAUACCGAACCUCCUUAUCACCUGACGUUGAAGUCGAACGGAUGUCUAAUCCUGAUAUCAGCCCUUUCACCCUCCCAUCUGAUAGUGGCUUCCAAGCAUUCACUGGGAACCACUACCGAAGCUCAGGAACAGGAAGCUGCCCACGCUGCGGUCGGCAGGGAAUGGGUGAAGAAAACUUUAACUGCGAAAGGAAAAACAGAAGCUGAGCUGGCCAAGAAGUUGUGGGAUGGAAAUAUGACUGCUGUGUUAGAGUUGUGUGACGAUUCGUUCGAAGAGCAUGUGAUAGCCACGCCAGCCCACUGGACAGGUCUUCACCUCCACGGACUAAAUCACAACACUCCUCAUUUCUCAACUUCUCCUCCUGAUCAGGUGAAUUCCUUUGCUGAAGAAUUCGGGUUCAUCCAAACGAAAUAUGUCGAGUUGCAGACUUUAGACGAGGUAAAAUGGUUCACCGAUGAUGUCGCUAAGACAGGUUCGUGGGAAGGAGACAUGAUAGAAGGAUUCGUCGUACGGUGCAAGGUCAAACAACCAUCUCAAGGUAGCCAGACGAAUGGUAAACCACCAUAUAAAGUCGGAUCACCUUUCUUUUUCAAAGUGAAAUUCGAUGAACCUUAUCUCCUUUAUAGACAGUGGCGAGAAAUCACUAGAGUCAUGUUACCUCUCUUGGAGAAGACUGAACCAGAGGAUAUAGCGGCAAUAUGGAAAAAGGUACGAACGAAAUCGAAACGACCCGAAGUUUCAGUUUACGCAGAUUGGGUAGGGAAGAUGAUUAAGACAGAACCUGCUUUAUUCGAUAAUUAUGAGAAAGGUGUAGUGAGAGUUAGAGAGAGGUUCUUGAGAUGGAUAGAAGAGGAUGAAAGCGCAAAGAAACUCUGGAAUGACGCUAGGGACGGUAAAGCGAAGAACAUCUUGGGGAAGAACGGAAGUGAACAACAACAACGAAGUAAAGAGGGUUUACCUAAGAAAUGGCUACUCGUGCCAAUUGCUGUACCAGGUUGUGGUAAAACAUUGAUCGGCGUAGCGUUGUCCAAGCUAUUCGGUUUCGGUCAUACCCAAAGCGACGAUAUCACCACCAAACGUACAGCACCUACCUUCAUCAAGAACAUCACGGCAUUGUUGCAGAAAGAGGACGUCGUCUACGCAGACAGGAAUAACCAUAUACCAAAACACUACGAAGAACUAUCCGCAAUAGCCUCUUCGAAGCCAAUGCAGAAAUACGAUGUCCGGCUAAUAGGAAUCGUAUGGGAUAUAUCUUCUCAGCCAUAUCAUAGGUUACUCCGAAUCUGCUCAGAGAGAGUCGUCGCUCGAGGAGAUAAUCAUCAGACUCUCCGACCUGAUCCAACGGUAGAUGCAGAACAUGAAGCGGUAGUAGGCCAAUUCUUACGAAAUUUCACUUCUCCCGAUCCACUCUUGUUCGAUCAGCUUAUCGAUGUCAAAGCUCUAAACUCGCCAAGGGAAGUAUUGGGUGAGAUCGUAAAUUCCUUAGUGAACAUUAUGGGCUUACCUAAACCUCAAGAAGGAAAUAUGAAUAAAGCCUUGGAUGAGGCAGGGGAAUAUAAAGUGACUACGCCAUAUCACGCACCUGCAAAAGUUGGUAAACCAAUCAGGUAUUUUGGUAUAGCACCUGAGAUCGACCUGGGUGAAAUUGUAGAGAAUAUAAUACAAUACUCUACGUCAUUUGGUGAUAAAAACGAAUGUUUAGAAUCUGUUAAGGAGGUAUUUGAUCUGAUUAAAUCGCAAGGUAGAAUCACAUCAAAACCGCAUAUCACCUUAUCACACGAGAAGAACGUUGCCACCGAAGCUGAACAAUUAGCUCCCGAAGGGAAAGAAGGUGAAGAGGGUCCUCAAAAGAAAUUGUGGGAGACAUGUAGAAGAUUAUCUGAAAUGAAAGUUUCAAUGUUAUUCAAGUUCAGAUUAACCCAUUUGAUAUGGGAUAAAAGAGUCAUGACUUUAGCUAUAGAAGAUUUUAGACCUAUCCCCGUAGACAAGGAGGGAGGAGUUCAGGUGGAUUUAGAAAGUGUAUUACCUUCCGAUGUGAAGAGUUUAUUACAUAUUACUGUGGGAACGGUGUCAGAGGAGAUAUCUGCAUUUGAAUCUAGAGGGUUGAUGAAGGUCCUUCGAGACAAUGGAGAUAGUGAGUCAGGUGAGAAGGAUGAGGUUGUAGAGGAUGGUGGGAAGGUUAGAUGGAUUAGAGUCAAAGAAAUGCAAGGUGAAGGAAGAGUCAAAGGGAUGAGUUGA